Linepithema humile (Argentine ant) is the source of this 1110-nucleotide messenger RNA. Its product is annotated as flavin reductase (NADPH). NCBI's taxonomy places the organism in Eukaryota, Metazoa, Arthropoda, Insecta, Hymenoptera, Formicidae. Gene Ontology annotation, molecular function: biliverdin reductase [NAD(P)H] activity; riboflavin reductase (NADPH) activity. The record is from RefSeq and is a predicted model, not a curated record.
GUCUGAAUUCAAGGAAUCUCUGUGAAUAUCUCUCGUAAAUAAACAAACAAUAAACUGUGUUGCAUAAGCAAAAGAAAGAGAAGUUUAAUUGUGAUUGAUUAUCAUCGUUAUCGAUGCAUUUAGUGUUAGCUUAUCGUCGUUCUCCCCACGGCGCUCGCGAAAAGAAUGAUUUGUCAUUAUGUACUUCGCGAGACAGAUAUAAUCGCGUGCAUUCGUGACAACGACGCAUAACGACGUAUUGGUUGGUGACAAGUGAUCGUGUGUAAGAUGAAACGAAUCGUGAUAUUUGGUGCUACCGGAAUGACCGGCCUGUGUUCUUUGAGAUCGGCCGUGGAAAACGGUUUGGAGAUAAGAGCUUUUGUAAGGGAUGAAGCCAAGGUUCCUAAAGAUCUUAAAAAUAAAAUCGAAUUAGUUGUUGGAGAUGUCAUUAAUGCGGAACAAGUUUCAAAAGCGGUGGCUGACAGAGAUGCUGUUGUUGUAGUGCUUGGAACCAGAAAUGACUUGAGUCCCACUACUGUGUUAUCUCAGGGCUUGAAGAACAUAAUGGAUGCUAUGAAAGUGCACAAUGUUGAAUUGAUCUCCGUAUGUUUGUCUGCAUUUUUAUUCUACAAACCCGAGGCAGUGCCUGCUAUAUUUAAGGAUGUGACUGCAGAUCAUCAGCGCAUGUUUGAUAUAAUUAAGGCGAGCGAUUUAAAAUGGGUGGCAAUAUUACCACCACAUAUAGCAGACACCCCAAAGUCAAAGUACACUGUCAAGUUUGAUUCUUCACCUGGACGCGCCAUCUCUAAGCAAGACUUGGGUGCAUUUCUCGUUGAGUGUCUCAAGAAUCCCGAGUAUUAUCAAAAAAUCUGUGGUAUUGCAACAGUAUCAUAAUGUAAGAGGAAAUGCAGGGAUGUGUGAAUAAUAAGAUGCGUGGCAUAUGUUUCUAUUGGAAAAAUAUAUUAAUUAUAUAUGUAUAUUUGUUAGAAAUCACAUUUGAUAAGUUUGGCAUUUGCAAUCAACGAAUUGCAUGAGCUGGAUGGAAAAGAGUGAGCGUAUUCGUGUUAUUCUGUUGCUGGAGACAACAGAUAAAGAAAGAAUAAUAUUUGAAAUAAAUAAAGGUACGAUUAU